Molecule: messenger RNA, 2951 nt
Organism: Mustela lutreola (European mink)
Lineage: Eukaryota; Metazoa; Chordata; Mammalia; Carnivora; Mustelidae
Gene: RALYL
Product: RALY RNA binding protein like
Exons: 11
Coding region: 1090-1971 (293 amino acids)
Cellular component (GO): nucleus
Molecular function (GO): RNA binding
Source: RefSeq, a predicted model, not a curated record
CAUUCUUGUCCUAUUCUUUUUUUUUUGUCCUUUUUUUUGUUUUUUUUUUGUUUUUGUUUUUCUUCUUUUUUUUUUUUUUCCACUUCUUUGAUUAUUGUUUAUAUUUGGGAAAGCUGGAGGAGCAUGGUUUUGAGCCUUUUCCUGAAUCCAAGUUUUUCUAGCAUGCGAUGGUUCUGUAGACAAGGCGCUGUGUCUGGGAGUCCGCGGCGACCGUGCCCGCUGGGAGCGACUCCCAAGUCCAGCAAAAUAUGCAACUGGUUUUAUGGAAAAAAGCGAUGUGAAGUAUGGUGCCUAUUUUUUUUUUCCUUUGUAAAAAUAAAAAGCAUGUUUCUAACUCUUUUUUUUUGCAUACUCUUUUUUUCUGAUAAGAUUUUUGUAUAGGUGGGAUUUUACGGCAGUGUUUACAAGUUUGUGGUUUUGCAAUACUGGUGCAAACCAAUGAGCAAAAAAAAAAAAAUUAAUUUUCUAAUUUUUGUGCCGUUUUUGGAAGCCGGUGAGAACAAUUUCGUUUUUUUCCCUCCUGUUUUUGACACCCAUUGAUAACAUGAAACUUUUCUUGCAGCUGGUUACUGGGAUAAUUUUUAAGCAAAAUACUUUUUUCCUCCUUUAUAUUAACUGUGACUUUUGCACAUUUGAAUUUUUUAAAAAACCGAGAUAAUUUUAUGAUAGAUAUCCUGAUAUCUAUAUAUUAUCCCUUCUUCCUCCCCAUCCCCUCCCCGUAAAUCAAUUUUCAAAUGAUGGCAGUGGAAGGUUUUUCUGGAAAAAAAAAAAAAAAAUGAAGUGCGGUUUGGUUUCCUUGUCAACGGAGGAUGAAGUGAACAGCUGAGCAGCUCGCAGAGAGCAGAUAUUAUAUACCAAACAACAACAAUAAAAAAAACACAUUAGCCUGCAUGUUUCUCUUGGAUAAAAUGAGGUUGUAAGUUUUGAGUUCUUCUUUCAACAAAUAAUGUGAAAACUAAGAGGACCUAGAAAACAUUUCAUUUUUAUAUAACUCAAGGUUUAGCCGUGGUAUUCGUUUUGAUUGCGCUAUUCAGACUCAAGUCUCUUUUCUGUGCAGACAAGCAAGGAUUAAAACAAGGUGAGCCAACCAUGACUGGCAAAACACAGACCAGCAAUGUCACCAAUAAGAAUGACCCCAAGUCCAUCAACUCCCGAGUUUUCAUCGGCAAUCUAAAUACAGCCAUUGUCAAGAAAGUUGACAUUGAAGCCAUUUUCUCAAAGUAUGGAAAAAUAGUUGGAUGCUCAGUUCACAAGGGUUAUGCAUUUGUACAGUACAUGAGUGAGCGACACGCAAGAGCGGCAGUGGCUGGAGAGAAUGCCAGGAUCAUUGCCGGCCAACCACUUGAUAUCAAUAUGGCAGGCGAACCCAAACCAUAUAGACCAAAACCUGGAAACAAGAGGCCCCUCUCUGCACUUUAUAGACUUGAGUCAAAGGAGCCUUUCCUGUCUGUUGGUGGUUAUGUCUUUGACUAUGAUUACUACAGAGAAGAUUUCUACAAUCGGUUAUUCGAUUACCAUGGGCGUGUGCCUCCGCCUCCCCGUGCGGUGAUUCCACUGAAGCGUCCCAGAGUGGCCGUCACGACGACUCGCAGGGGAAAAGGGGUCUUUUCCAUGAAAGGAGGAUCAAGAUCGACCGUCAGUGGGUCGUCUUCAUCAGGCUCUAAAUUGAAAUCAGAUGAGCUACAGACAAUCAAGAAAGAAUUAACCCAGAUCAAAACGAAAAUUGACUCCUUGCUAGGGCGCCUGGAGAAAAUUGAGAAGCAGCAGAAGGCGGAGGCAGAAGCUCAGAAGAAGCAAUUGGAAGAGAGUAUAGAGCUGAUCCAAGAUGAAUGUGUGUCAGAGAAUGCAGAUCACUCUACAGAGGAGCCUGCUGAAGGAGGGCCAGAUGCGGAUGGAGAAGAGAUGACUGAUGGGAUAGAGGAGGACUUCGAUGAAGAUGGGGGUCAUGAGCUGUUUCUACAGAUAAAGUGAUUUAAAGUAAUGAAUGAUGCCACAAAAGCAGAAAAGAGAAACUGUGACACCCCCCAGAAAUGUGAAAGGAGGUUUCUUACUGGAGAGCAGCAUCUUUGGUUCAAUUUAUUUAAAAAAAAAAAAAAUACCCAAAUAAAUGAAAUGGACAGUAUUGUUCAAUUUUAGAAAUUCCAUUUCUUCUAUGUUUUAAGCUAUAUGAUUGUCAAGUUUUUAUGGUUUAGAUUGUAAAUGUGUUUUCUCCUUUGCUAAUUAUGUUGUGUUUUUUUAAGUCUUAAAAGUCUUAAAAUGUGAAAGGACAUUUAUGAAUGGUAAGGGAGACACUGUAUACAAAUGUAUAUUUGUAAAAGCUAUUUUUAUGAUUAGCAUGUUUUACUGUUGAUCAUAUAUAAAGUCAGGUGAUAUUGCAAUUCUAUGUUUAAAGCUUAUCUCCAACAAUGUCAUGUAAGAAAAGAUACAUCGUAAGCUAGUUUUUAUAAUUUAUUUUUAAUUUAUAGUUUAAAGUACUUCAGAUCAUAAUGAUAAAAUACUUGAAAAUGUUAUAUUCCUGCCCCCCCAUAAGCACCAUUUUUAUUAAUAAAGAAUGCAGAUACUUCAGUUGUGAUUCCAUAGCUAAAGGACUCUGUUGCUUUGACCUGUGAUUAAAUUGAGCAUUCUCUACUCAACUGACAUGAUUCAGUCCUUACCUAAUCCUUCAGUCUGGGUAGGAGAUCCCAUGGACAGAUUUUAGUGCUGAUACAGCUGAAAACUAUAUUGGCAAGGAAAAGAUUGUCUUGUCUUUGGUUCUGAAAGUUUAAAUAGUGCGUAUAUCACUUCAUUUCAUCUCCUAUUACUAGGAUCGCUCCAUUCCCAAGCAUUGCAAGUAUUUUCCAGAUGCUCUUUGCCGUUGUCAUGUGCUGUGGAAAUGGAAGAAACCAUCUUCACAGACUGUAGGAGAACUCAGCAUAUAAUUUCUUAAUAAAUACCAUUUCUUUUAAAACAAA